UCCCGGGAAAGGUCCCCGAGGUGGAGGGCCAGCAUGCCGGGCAAAACACAGGCAGGCGGUGUGAGGGGAAAAUAGAGGCCCACGGGCGGCAGCCAGGCUUCCCCCUACAAAUAAGCAGUGGGAGGACAGGGACACCGCGGUUCCCACUCAGGGGCAGCUAAGCCUGACAAGCCAGGACCCCACCCGACCUGCCGGCCGGCCGCCAGCCACGCCGAGCCCGGCCAAGCCCCGCCUUGGGGCGCUGCCCGCGGCAGGACGGCGCUGCCCGCCCUUCCGGGCCGUCGGCGGCCAUGGGGGCUGGCGGGCUGUGCGUGAGGGCGGCGCACACGGCGCUCAGCGGGGGCUUGGCGCUGGGGCUCUUCCUGCACCGCACAGAUCUGCAAAAGAAAGAGGAGCGCGGCGAGCUCCUGCAGCCACUGAUCUUCGUCUUACUGGUUUUCUGCUCUGUCCUGUUGUACUUUAAGGUGUCUCUCAUGGAUCCGGGUUUUGUUAAGUCUGAAGAGGAAGCGAAGGCAGGCAAGAGCGAAGAACAAAGCAUGGUGAUACCCCAAGUUCCAAGUAAUAUUAAGAUGCGGCGAUGUGGUUACUGCAUGGUGAAGCAACCAAUGCGAGCCAAGCACUGCCAGCUGUGCCAACACUGUGUACGGCGUUACGACCAUCACUGUCCCUGGAUUGAGAACUGUGUAGGAGAGAAGAAUCAUCCCCUCUUCAUAGCCUACUUGAGCGUGCAGCUUGUAGUUUUGCUGUGGGGAGGUCACAUUGCUUGGUCAGGCCUGUACUUUGAACAGUCCUGGGACUGGCUGCAGCACAACAUUCUCCUCCUCGUGACCUUCCUCCUGAUAGUCAUAUUCACCAUUGUUGUCCUGCUGCUGCUUAUUUCACACCUCUAUCUGAUCUCAUGCAACACCACCACCUGGGAAUUCAUGUCACAUCACCGCAUCUCCUACCUGCGACACUCUGAGUUGGAGAAUCCCUUUGACCAAGGCAUAAUCCUCAAUCUCUGGAGAUUCUUCUGUUCGUGCCACCUCACUGCAUGGGAGACAAUCUAUUUUCACACAAACAAUGAGCCUGUCUAGUCACAGUAGAACCAACCUGGUAAAGUGCCAACACAGCUGCAGGUUGCUGGGUAAAGCUUUGCUAAUGAAAUUGCUGCUGUUUCCUUGCACAGAACUUUAGUACAUCAUGAACUAUGCAGCCUGUUCCACAACCUGUUCAUCCUGCACAUUAUAUUUCAAGGAUAGUCAGGGUUUUUUUUUAUAUAAUAAAAAUAACACUGUUAAAGGGGAGACACUGGUUCUGGGAAGGCCAGCAGGGCUGAUUUCUGGACUGAUCAAAGGUCUCUCUCUAAAUUUACUUCCUUUUAAUAACUGCAUCUACAUCUGCAUGAGUAGUGUGAGCACCCAUGUUCAUGUCUCUUCCCCAAAGUUUCCCUUUCCUUUUGCUGCUAGAAAACAGCAGCUAUUACAGACAAACCCAGUCAGAAUCAAUAUAAUUCCUGUGGCCUUUCUUCAGCAUAGUUCUCACUGUGAGAAGCUCAGUGCCUUUUGUCAGUAGUGUUGGGCACGUAAUAGAAAUAUUUUAGUAAAUAUUUAGACAGUCAAAACCAAAUUUCAUUUUGACCAUAUGACUAAACUUUACGCAUUUCACAAAGAUUUGAGGCUUAAUAGUGUUAACAUGUAUGAGAAACAUCAGUAAGCCACCAAAUUCAGCUUAGGAGUUAAUUAGCCUGUACUUUGUGAUGCCUUGACCAGCUUCCUGACAUUUUUAAGUUGAUGGUGCCGUUAAAAAUUCACAGACUAUUUUGAAUGAAGUCAGCAGAGAAUUAUAACCAUCCACUUUUCUUUGGACAAAGUAAUACUUGCCUAUGGAAUUAUUUCUGCAGAUAACUUCAUGCUCAGGCCUCUCCUGUAGCUUGUGGGGAGAGAAUCAGUAGCAGAGGUGGGUACUUCUUGCCUAGCUCAAGUAACACUGUUGGUAAUACUACUACCUCAACAUACUCUAAAAUUUUAAUAAAAGAAUACAAAGUUUCAAUGCAAGAGGAAAGAUUCCAGGUCCUGUUUGUUUCAUUGCGAUGAGAGGGUGCCGAUAGCUUUCUAGGAUAGCAGCAAGCUUACUUGUUUUUCAUUGUAGUAAAAGGUCAUACUUCAAGUUUCCAUGAGGAACUAAAAGGAAGUUUGGGCUGACCAAUUUUAGCUUUAAAAACAGAAAGGGCUGUGGUGUGAAUUUUAGUCCUGAUGCUAUUCUGUUAAAAAACAAAAAAACAAAAACCACAAAAAACUAAACCAAACCACCAGCACCACAAAAAACCCUUAGUUAAAAUUAUUUUGUCCCUUAAUUGCCUUGGCUCAGGAAUUAACACCAGCUCAAGAGCACAUCUGGCAAGCUGGUGGGAUGUACUCAGGGUUUAAAGUUGAUGAGCACUCAGGAAAAGACAGUGUAGUUACUAAUACAGCAUGACAGUCCAAAAGCAGAAGGAUCCCUUUUGUGACCAUGUCCAGAGUUUGUAAUCUCUGUCCAGUCUGGUUUGUUCAGGGUAGAAACUCCUAUCAGAGGGAUAUCAGAACACUAAGAAUUGUUUUCUUAAUAAUGGUAUACCAUCCAAAAAGGAUUCUGCAGUUUAGAAUCCUAGAAUCAUUUAGUUUGGAAAGGACCUUUAGGAUCAUCAAGUCCAACCGUUAACCCAGCAGUACCAAGUCCCCAACUAAACUAUGUCCCCAAGCACCACAUCUUCAUGUCUUUUAAAUAUCUCCAGGGAUGGUGACCUAACCACUUCCCUGGGCAGCCUGUUCCAAUGCUUGACAACCCUUUUGGUGAAGAAAUUUUCCUAAUAUCCAAUCCAAACCUCCCCUGAUGCAGCUUGAGGGCAUUUCCUCUUGUCCUAUUGCUUGUAACUUGGGAGAAGAGACCAACAUCCAUAUCACUACAGCCUCCCUUCAGGCAGCUGUAGAGAGUGAUAAGGUCUCCCCUCAGCCUCCUGCAGAGCAAAAACCCCCAGCUCCCUCAGCUGCUCCUCAUCAGACUUGUUCUCCAGACCCUUCCCCAGCUUCGUUGCCCUUCCCUGGACACGCUCCAGCACCUCAGUGUCUUUCAUGCUUGUUUGUGGCACUUGCUUAAGUAUGCCCCAUCAGCCACAUAGCAAUUUCUGGUUCUUCAGGUAUCAGUCAAAUAAAAAUUUGUCAGCAUGUACUAAAGCUCAAACCACAGUUUUGCUCUCUUUGGUAAUUAUUUUUUAAAUGCAGCAGGUAAUUUACAGUCUUUUUAUUUUACUAAGAGAAUAAACAUGCCUUAUUUGGUU
This is a messenger RNA of Phalacrocorax carbo (great cormorant), 3295 nucleotides long. Lineage: Eukaryota; Metazoa; Chordata; Aves; Suliformes; Phalacrocoracidae. The record is from RefSeq and is a predicted model, not a curated record.